CAUCCCAACUAACUCCAGGCUCUGUUUCCCUUCUCCAGGCAGGACAAAAUGGAGCCAUUUCAUCUCUCUGCUCUCGGGCUCCUGACGGAAAACAAAGCCAUUCAAAGGAUCCUCUGCCCCAUGGCAGCGCAGCUCUGCCACCUCCUCCUCGCCCUGGAAUGGGAAGAUGGGAUUUGUCCUGACAUAGGGCAGGAUGCAGAAACGUUGGCCAAAGCCACAGAGGACCUCGCUGCUGUUGCAAGGAGGCUGGCUGAGGAGUCCGCAGAUGAGCUGCUGCAGGAGGAGACGCGUCCCGCGGCCGAGGCCCUGGUGCUGGCGGGGAGGAAGGUGCUGCUGGCAGCCUGCAAGCUCCAGGGGCAGCCCCACAGCCCCGGCCCCCGGGGGGAGCUGGCAGCGGCCGCACAGGGGGUCCUAAUGGAGACAGCGAAGAUCCUUCGGCUGGGAGAUGCUGCGGCGCUGAGGAGGAUCCUGCAGGCUGCCAGCUGCCUCCUGGAGCGCCUGAGCGUGCUGCAGGGCGCAGGGGACAGGCCCGGAGCGCUGGCUGCUUUCCAGGCCUUCUCCGAGGCCCUGCUCCUGCUGAGCAGCCUGGCAGCACAGCGCCUCGAGGAACUGGGUGACUGUCCUCGACGGCAGAGCUUGGCUCGAGCCCUGCAGCACCUGCAGCAGCAGCUCCCGCUGCUCCACGCAGCCAAGGACAGGGAUCUCAGCCACUCCAAGGAGAACGCCUUCCAGCUGGUGGAGAGGACCAUCAAGGAGCUCACAGCCCUGCUCAGCGAUGAUACAGGCAGCAAGGAGCCACAGGACACGAGCGGGACCUUCUCCCGGCACGUGCACAGCCUGCUGGCUCUCCUGUCCCCCCCGGACCCCCUGCUCCUCUCUGACAGCACCUUCAGUGUUCACAUAGGAGCAGUUGUUCUCCACUGCAUGCUCCUGGCAGAGGCAUCCAGGCCAGAGCAGAGGCUGGACCUGGUCAGACGCUGCUGGGCUCUGCUGCGGCUGCGGAAGAGCAUCUGCAGCCUGGGGGGGCAGCAGGAGGGGGGGCCAGGGCUGGAGGGGCAGUGUCACAGCAUGAGGGAGGAGGUGGAGAGCCUGGAGCAGGCAGUGCUCACAGCCACCCUGUGCCAAGUCCUCGACACCUUCCCCGAGGGUCAGGAGCCCCUCAGGCUGUUGGUUGAAGGUGCCCUCAGCCUUGCUGGCCCCGGGUGUUUUCCUGCGGGACAAGGAGGGUUUCUAAAGCAGCUUCAGCCCCUCACUGCUGCCUUCUUCACGCAUGCCCAGGGGAUGCUCAGAGCAGCAGACUUCGUCCUGGCUCUGUGCACCAAGCCCCGCACUGCUGCAGAGACCCAGGAGCUGGUGCAGCGCCUGAGGAGGCUCCUGGCCCACGUCCCUGCCCUGCUCACUGCAAUGAGCAGCCGUGGAGCCCAGAGCAGUGCUGCUGAGCAGCUGCAGUCGCUGUACCUCGCCUGGGCUGGAACAACGCAGAGCCUCCUGUGGUGCUUUGAGGACACAGCCAGCACACGUGAAUUCCUCAAGCUGUCCAUCCGGGAGAUGGCCAAGGACCGGGAAUGCUGCGAACGGGCCCUGGGGAGCCAGGAUGCCAAGGGUUUCUCCUGGCACGCAACCCACCUCAGCAGCUGGGCUCGGUGGGUGGUGGAAGCCACCACCAGGUACGUGGACAGAGCCACAGAUCCCAUCUUCAGGAAUGGGUUGCUGGUUUGGGUCGAGCAGCUGGCCAGCUCCAUCCCCGAGCUGAAAGCGGCUGCAGCCCUUUGUGCAGAGAGACUCUCCUGCCUCCGCACCAGGGAUGUCUUUUCCAAGGCAGCGAGCUCCCUGAUGGAUGCUGCUCAGCGUGUCCAGGACGGGCUGGAUGGGUCCAACCACCCAGACAUCCUCAGCCCCCUGCGGGAACAAGUGCGAGGCGCUGGUGUUACACAGGGGGUUGAGCUCAGCCCACGUCAUGCCGGGCUAAAACCCAUUAUGGAUGAGGCUGUGCUGCAGCAAGACUUCUUGACUCCUCCAUCUUCACCAGCAGGUAACUCACCCCCAAGGGAAGGAGCUGCACACCCCGUGAUCGCAGCCCUCCUGGCAGCAACAGGAGCCCACGACACGGCCUUGCUCCGUGCUGCCUGCUCUGCCCUGCUCGAGCUCUCCAGCGGCUGCGUGCACGCAGCGAAGGCAGCGCUGCCCCUUGCCGAGUGUCCCCACAGGGAGACCCUGGGGCAGUACCAGCAGAUUGAGCUCCUGACCCCACGGGUGAUCAGCCUGGCCAGGGAAGCAGCCCCAGAGCAGCGCCCCUGUCCCACUGCACUUCUCCAUGCGGCACUCACGCUCUCAGAAAGGCUCCGUGAGACCAAGGCGGGCCUGGGUGCCGUGGCAGGGCCCUGCUACACUCUGUCACAGCAAGUCUUUGCCUUCGUCUUGGCUGCUGACUCCCUGAGAGGCACACAGGCUUUGGAGGAGACCAUGAUGGGCCUAGCGGGAGCGGUUCAGUUUGCAGCACACACUGUGAGUGUCGCCUGCAGGGAGGGAAGCCCCCUUUCCCCUGAUGCCUGGGAGAGCUUCCUGCGGGUCCAAGCCACGUUUUCACGCGCUCAGAUGAGCACCAAAGCAUUGCUGGAGAAGGCAGCAUCCUUUGAGAGCUCCUGUGUGGUGAGCAGGGCCAGGCUGGAGCUGCUCUGUGUGCAGUGGGCUGUGAGCACACGCAUCCUGCUGGCUGCUGUGGAUCAGUUCAUCGGCAGGGAUGUGCUGCUCCUGGGGGAGCUGAGGAGCGCCGUGAGGAACAAGCUCUGCCCUCAGAGCCUCCUGGCUGCGGUGUCCGAGCGCUCCCUGAGGCUGCAGGAGGCUGCCCAGCUCUCCUCAUGCUGCCAUGGGCACAGUGAGAUCCCAGUGCUCAGGGGGGAGAUCCAGGUGCUGAUGGAAGCGCUGCUGGAGGCCUCCAGCACCCUCCUGCUCUCCCCACUGCCUAAUGCCAGCCUGUGCGUUCGCUGGGAGCUCCUGCAGAGGGACCUGGCCCUCAGGGCCAAAGCACUGCUGCUCCACCUGGAGAAGGCCAAUGCCGAACACUUGCAGGUGAUCAGGGACGUUGUUGAACCUGCCCUGAUGCCCCUGCCCCAGGAGGAGAGGGAAAGGAGCAAAGAGGCCUUUGAAGAGAAGGCAAACAGGCUAAUGGCAAACGUCCAGUGGGUCAGAACCACCCUCCACCGCGUUCUGGGGGUCAACGUUCAACUGGAGUUGGAGGCAAACCUGCUCUCCAUCACAGAGCACCUCCUGGUCCUCACAUCCAACGCAGUGGGCAGUGCCAGGCAGCUCUUCCAGAGCCACCGGGAUGAGGAGCAUCUCCACCUGGAGAGCAUUGUCUGGUGCUGGUCUGCAGAGGCACACUACCUCCUCACGCAGCUUCAGGCUGUCCAGGGCCUCGGUGGGGAUGUUCUGGAGCUCAUCAGACACCGCCUGCAGAACACAGGGGACCAGAGCUUCCCAAGGCAACACAACAGCACAGCCAAGCUCUUCCCGGCCCUGGAUGCUCAGAGCCACGCCAGGUCAGCAGGGACCUGCCCAAGCAGGAGUGGAGGAGCAAGUGGAGCUGCCAGGGAGGCACCUGCAAUGCACCACAAGGGUCCUGCCAGCACCUCCCCUGCCAGGAGCCCGGUGAAGCACGAGAGACAAAGCAGUGACACAGGGCAGGGCGGCCCCAGCAAGAUGUCCCAGGUCACCAAGGACACAGCAGCAAGGAUGCUCCACAUGACUCAGUUCCUGAGGAGGAAGGGCCCCAUCACAAGCAAGGACCAGCUCGUUGCCUGUGCGAGGCAGAUGGCUCUGGAUGGGCAGAAGUUUGUCACCUUUGGCCGUGCCGUGGCCAAGCUCUGCCUGGACAGGAGGUGCUCCAUGGAGCUGCUGUGUGCCACCGAGCAGGCCCUCACCAUCAGCAGCCAGCUGGGCAUCGUGGCCAGGGUAAAAGCAGUCACUGCAGAAAGCAAAUCCUCUUCUGAGCUGCUCGUGAGCAACACACAGAACCUGGUGCAGGCGGUUCUGCACGUCCUGAAGGCAGCUGAGGCAGCGUGUAUCAAAGGUCUGCGCCAGCCCCCGCCUGACUCUGAGGAAGCAGCAGCAGCUGCUUUUUGCAUGCAGUGGAGAAGAAACCUGUUCCUGCACAGAGCCAAGGAGUCCCUCACCUCAGACAGGGAUGAACUGGGGCUGCGCAGGACUCGGGCCGGGGCUGAGCCCUCCCUGGUGGCGAUGGUGCAGGACCAAGCACUGCACACCAAGGACACCUCCAAGCAGCCAAAGGCUGUUAAAGGAUGUACAAUUAGGGGUGGCCACCUGUGGAAAGAGGAAGGGGCUUGUGCUUCCUUUUGGUGAAUGAACAGAGAAUGAUGCCACAACACAGGGCAGGCAGCCUGUGAUGAGGCACCUU
This is a messenger RNA of Neopsephotus bourkii (Bourke's parrot), 4414 nucleotides long. RefSeq lists its product as uncharacterized. Gene Ontology annotation, cellular component: adherens junction; catenin complex. The transcript is spliced from 7 exons. Lineage: Eukaryota; Metazoa; Chordata; Aves; Psittaciformes; Psittacidae. Gene Ontology annotation, biological process: cell-cell adhesion; cell migration. The record is from RefSeq and is a predicted model, not a curated record. Gene Ontology annotation, molecular function: actin filament binding; beta-catenin binding. The coding region runs from base 49 to 4359 and encodes 1436 amino acids.